AUGAGGUGGGAGGUGGGCACGGAAGUGCCAGAGGACUCUGGGAACUCACAGCUCUCCUUGGUUGCUCCAGGAUUUGUGCGGCUGGUCGGAGGGGACAGCCCCUGCUCAGGAAUUCUGGAGGUCUACGACAGGGACCAGUGGAAAGCUGUCUGUCACUCCCACUUGGAUGACAAAGCUGUUGAGGUGGUGUGCAGGGAGCUGCAGUGUGGCACAGCCCUGUCUGUCCAUGGGGCAGCUCAGCUGGGAGAAGGGGCCGGUCCUGUCUGGGACAGAGAGCUGCAGUGUGUGGGGAAUGAAUCCACCAUCCUCUUCUGCCCCUGGGGGACCUCCAAGGACAAGGCCUGCACCCACAGCAAUGGCACUCAUGUCACCUGCACACAGUACACAGGGCUCAGGCUGGUGAACGGCAGCACAGCGUGUGAGGGCAGGGUGGAGGUCAACAUGCUGGGGACAUGGGGGACCCUCUGUGACUCCCGCUGGGACCUCUCGGACGCCCACGUUCUGUGUCGGCACCUCGGCUGUGGCUUUGCUGAGUCCAUUCCUGGAGGAGGGCUUUUUGGGAGAGGAACCGGCCCCGUCUGGAGAGACUCGUUCCACUGUGACGGGACUGAAGCCCACCUGGGGCAGUGCCCGGUGACUGCCCUGGGGGCCUCGCCGUGCUCCCAGGAGAACGCUGCUGCUGUCAUUUGCUCAGGCCUAACUCAACCCAUGCCCCUGCGGUUGGUGGGCGGAGGGAGCCGGUGCGACGGGCGCGUGGAGGUCUUCCAGCACGGGACGUGGGGCAGAGUCCUGGAUGAGCAGUGGGACAUGCAGGAGGCCAGCGUGGUGUGCCGGCAGCUGCAGUGCGGAGAGGCAGAGGCAGCCUACACCCCUGUGAGGGCCGAGCGAGGACGAGGACCUGUGGGGCUGCAUGGGAUGCGGUGUGCAGGCCACGAGGCUGACCUGAGCUUCUGCAACACCUCCCUGCCUGAGAGCACACCGGCAGCAGGGAUCAUGGAGGAUGUGGGGGUCGUGUGCCGGGGUGAGUGGUGCUGCACGUCCCACAGUUGA
Molecule: messenger RNA, 1050 nt
Organism: Anas platyrhynchos (mallard)
Lineage: Eukaryota; Metazoa; Chordata; Aves; Anseriformes; Anatidae
Source: RefSeq, a predicted model, not a curated record